Conger conger (European conger) is the source of this 2466-nucleotide messenger RNA. RefSeq names its product bisphosphoglycerate mutase-like. The transcript is spliced from 3 exons. The record is from RefSeq and is a predicted model, not a curated record. The coding region runs from base 97 to 876 and encodes 259 amino acids. Gene Ontology annotation, molecular function: intramolecular phosphotransferase activity. Lineage: Eukaryota; Metazoa; Chordata; Actinopteri; Anguilliformes; Congridae. Gene Ontology annotation, biological process: glycolytic process.
UAUGGAUGACAGACAUUCCUGUAUCUACAGUCGGCACGGGGCUGGACAGGGCCGCCCACGCUAUCCCGUUAAGAAAACAGGCGGAGAGUCUCUGCGAUGGCCAGCCACAAGCUGUACCUCCUGCGGCACGGGGAGGGCGCGUGGAACAAGGAGAACCGCUUCUGCAGCUGGGUGGACCAGAAGCUGAGCGAGGCCGGCGUGCAGGAGGCGCGGGACUGCGGCCUGCUCCUGAAGUCUCAGGGCUGCCAGCUGGACGUGGUCUACACCUCCCUGCUCAGCCGCUCCGCCCAGACCUCCUGGCUGGUGGCCGAGGCCAUGGGGCAGGAGUGGGUGCCCGUCGUCAAGUCCUGGCGGCUCAACGAGCGCCAUUACGGCUCCCUCAUCGGGCUGAACAGAGCCGAAAUGGCCGCCGUCCACGGCGAGCGGCAGGUGAAGGUGUGGAGGAGGAGCUACGACGUGGCGCCGCCCCCCAUCGAGCCGUCGCACCCGUACUACGCCGAGAUCUACGAGGACCGGCGGUACGGGGCGUGCGACGUGCCCGCGGGGGCCCUGCCUCGCGCCGAGAGCCUGAAGCAGGUGCUGGACCGGCUGCUGCCGUACUGGGACGGCGUCGUCGCGCCCGUCGUCAAGAGCGGCCGCACCGUGCUCAUCUCCGCCCACGGCAACAGCUGCAGGGCUCUGCUGAAGCACCUCGAAGGGAUCUCGGAUGAGGACAUCGCGGGCGUGACGCUUCCCACCGGCAUUCCCGUUCUGCUGGAGCUGGACGCGGACCUCCGGCCCGUGAAGAAGCACCAGCUCCUGGGAGACCCGGCCAAGGUCCAGGCGGCCAUCAAGAAAGUGGAGGACCAGGGCAAGGCCCUGCCCAACGGGAAAUGAGGGGGGAGAACGGAGCUAGAAUGUUCUCACAGCGUUACCGGGAUGUUUCCUCAAUGUUAUGACGUUGGUGCAAAAUGGUGGCAACGUUGUGAGAAUGUUUUGGUAACACUUUCUUUGAAGGAUUCUACAUAAGAGCUAUAUGACCUUCUGAAGCACGUCGUGGCACGUUCCCAAGCACUACGUAAGCAUUUGUAAGCGCUUAUGUGAAUAACCGCGAAUAAGAAUGUGGUGUGUUAUGUCAACAUUGCUGCAGGCGACAUUACCGUGUCAUCACGUGAAAUGAUUCAAUGUAAGGCAUCAAUGUUUACAUAACACAACAUAUACCCAUUUCAGGUUACCCAUAAACAGUUAUGCAUGCUUAUGUAGUGCUUAUGAAUGUGCGAAGUGCUGGUCAUGAAUGAGUUCUAUCACUCUCAUCUACGACCCUUCAAUCAAAGUGUCCCUGAAUGUCUUGUGUGAGCUGGGUGGUAGUGCGAGACGUAUAAGAGCGGCCUAUGUUUUCAGUUAUGGGGACAGAUACUGGACCUGAUUGGUUCCCUUGUUGUCAGGGGGUCCUGGAGAGCCCCAGGUCUGCUGAUUUUACUCAUGUUGCUCCUCUUAGCAAUCGGCUAUACUGCAAUAUUUUAAUACAAUAUGUGUGUCAAUAUCAGAAAAUAUGUUGUAGGACUUCUACAAAUAUAUAAGAAUGUAUACAAAGUAUUGCUGCUUUCUGAUAUUGCAAUAUAUUCUUAAAAAUUACUCAGGAAUAUUUAUCAUGAUGUUUUCCAAUAAGUAUAUGCUUAAGAUAUAUAAUAUUGCAGUAUACUCUAAUGUAAUUUUUGCAUGGGUCAACACUUGGGUGAUCAGUGGGUAAUGUGGUUGGCCCACCUCGCCUGGUUUCUUGGGUCUUAAAUAUUUACAGAUUUUCAGGUGAAGGCUGAAAGUGAGGUGGCACCUGAGGCUCUCCAGGUCCAGAGAGAGAGUCCCCUCUAAAACGUGCUGUUCUCGCUCGUGUUUUGUUUUGUCUCAUUUCAAAGAAUCUUUCUUGCCUUUUCUGUCUUGGACAUUUAUAUGUUCAAGUAAUUUUUCAGGGAAAAUUCAAAAGAGAGAUGACUGAAUUUCAGUUAUAUCACAAUUAUUUUGCUGCAACACUGGAGCACGAUUUAAAAACUAAGAGGAACGAGUUUUAAAUGUUUACCUGCAAUGGCAGUGUCUUUGAAAAUGUUAUUUAUUGUUGCAAUUGUUAUUUUUGCUAAAUGUGAAGUAAUACGUUCAUGACAAAGGGAAAUUCUGAUAGUGCAGUGAAAUAUCACAAUGCUAUGAAACUGAAUUACUGAAAGUGUCUGCUUACAUGUGGGGAAACUACUGUUUUUGAAUGUUUACACAAACCCCUGUUUACAGUUCUCACCAAAAUGUCGGUAUCAAGCCUGCCUUGAUGACUUUGAACGCUCAAGUCGGCCACUUGGAAAUGAGUUUUCAAUCCGGGUUGACCUCCAACCAGAUUUGAGUUGUGUCCUCCUUAUGCCUUUGACCUGGCUUAAAUUAUGCAUUUUGCACAUGCAUUAUGUAUAAUAAAUGGUUAUUGAAUUGAAUAAAAUUUGAUUGAAUGAG